Messenger RNA from Lasiodiplodia theobromae, 1605 nucleotides. Its product is annotated as Fumarate hydratase. Gene Ontology annotation, biological process: fumarate metabolic process; malate metabolic process; tricarboxylic acid cycle. Gene Ontology annotation, cellular component: mitochondrion; tricarboxylic acid cycle heteromeric enzyme complex. The coding region runs from base 1 to 1605 and encodes 534 amino acids. The transcript has 3 exons. NCBI's taxonomy places the organism in Eukaryota, Fungi, Ascomycota, Dothideomycetes, Botryosphaeriales, Botryosphaeriaceae. Gene Ontology annotation, molecular function: fumarate hydratase activity. The record is from RefSeq and is a predicted model, not a curated record.
AUGCUCAAGCUCCGCUCCAUCGCCCGGCCCGGUGCCGAGGCCCUUCUCCGCCCUGCUGCACAUGCCCGCGCUGCCCUCCCCACUUCGAUAGCAAGGUCAUCUGCCCGCUCCAUCAACACUCGCGCUCUGCAAUCCGCGAGGCCCCAGCUGCAGCACCAGAAGACCUCCGCUCUGCGCACCUUUGCGACUACCUCCAGGAUGGCUGCCAACACCAGGACCGAGAGCGAUGCCUUCGGCGAGAUCCAGGUCCCCGCCGACAAGUACUGGGGAGCUCAGACCGAGCGCUCGCUGGAGAACUUCAAGAUCAACCAGCCCCAGGACCGCAUGCCGCCGCCCAUUGUGCGCGCUUUCGGUAUCCUGAAGGGCGCUGCCGCCUCUGUCAACAUGAAGUUCGGCCUCGACCCCAAGAUUGGCGAGGCCAUCCAGCAGGCUGCUGCUGAGGUCGCUGACCUCAAGCUCGUCGACCACUUCCCUCUCGUCAUCUGGCAGACGGGUUCCGGCACCCAGUCCAACAUGAACGCCAACGAGGUCAUCUCCAACCGCGCCAUUGAGAUCCUGGGCGGCACCAUGGGCUCCAAGAAGCCCGUCCACCCCAACGACCACGUCAACAUGUCCGCUUCCUCCAACGAUACCUUCCCUACCGUCAUGCACAUUGCCGCCGUCCUCGACUUCGAGGAGUCGCUGCUCCCCGCCCUCCGCAGCCUCCGUGACGCUCUGGACAAGAAGGCUAAGCAGUGGGAGAAUCUCAUCAAGAUCGGCCGUACGCACCUGCAGGAUGCUACGCCGCUGACUCUUGGCCAGGAGUUCUCUGGCUACGUCCAGCAGCUCGACUUCGGCAUUCAGCGCGUCGAGUCGUCUCUGCCCCGCCUGAAGAUGCUCGCUCAGGGCGGUACCGCCGUCGGUACUGGCAUCAACACCUUCAAGGGCUUUGCCGAGGGCAUUGCUGAGGAGGUCACCAAGAUGACUGGCCACCAGUUCGUCACUGCCCCCAACAAGUUCGAGGCUCUUGCUGCUCACGACGCCAUCGUCGAGGCCCACGGUCAGCUCAACACCCUGGCUACUUCGCUCUACAAGAUUGCUCAGGACAUCCGCUUCCUUGGCUCUGGCCCUCGUUGCGGUCUCGGCGAGCUGAAGCUGCCCGAGAACGAACCUGGCUCGUCCAUCAUGCCCGGCAAGGUCAACCCCACUCAGUGCGAGUCUCUUACCAUGAUCUGCGCCCAGGUCUUCGGUAACCAGGCCGCUACCACUUUCGCUGGCUCUCAGGGUAACUUCGAGCUCAACGUCUUCAAGCCUGUCAUGAUCAGGAACCUGUUGCACAGCUCCAGGCUCCUGGCUGACGGUAUGAGGAGCUUCGAGAAGAACCUCGUCGAGGGUCUCGAGGCCGAUGAGGCCAAGAUUGCUUCCAUCAUGAAGGAGAGUCUUAUGCUCGUCACCUGCCUGAACCCCGUCAUUGGCUAUGACAUGGCCUCCAAGGUCGCCAAGAACGCCCACAAGAAGGGCAUCACGCUCAAGGAGAGCGCUAUGGAGCUCAAGGCUCUUAGCGACGAGGACUUCACCAAGUAUGUCCGUCCUGAGCUCAUGAUUGCUCCUAAGGAGAAGAAAUAA